AAUGCCUUAGACCCGUUGAGAUUAACUUAACUCGAGUUCAGAAUGUCACUUUUUUUACAGUAGAGUUGAGCUAAACGAACCCAAUGAUGUCCUAUAAAACCGUUCCACCAAAUGAGCAAUCAAAAAACACAAAAAAGAAAAAAACAAAAACAAAAAUCAUGUCUUCCCUGUCUUUAUCCAUUCUUCCCUUAUUGUUCUUGUUCAUGUUCUUCUCCAAUCUUCCCAUCACUCAAUCUUCCAACAACAAAUCCUCCCUCACCUACAAAACUUGCAAAACCAUCUCUGAUCAAAACCCCAACAUCUCCUUCAACUUCUGCCUAACAUCUCUCGGUCACGGCGCCACCAGUCUCCGCUGCCUCGGCCUCCUCUCCAUCCGCUUGACUCGACACAACGUGAGCACCACACGCCACCUUAUCAAGAAGUUACGAAAAAACAAAGGCCUCGACGACCCAUUGAUUAAAUUAUGUUUGGCAGAUUGUUUGGAGCUUUAUUCUGAUGCGACCCUAAUGAUGAAACAAGCACGUAAGGAUUACAAGGCCGAACGAUACUUCGAAGCAAACUUGAUGAUCAGCUCGGUUAUGAAUGGUUGUUCAACUUGUGAAGAUGGAUUCAAGGAGAAAAUGGUAAUUUCACCAUUGACUAACAUGAAUCAUAAUGUCUUUGAAAUGUCCGCUAUUGCACUAUCCAUUAUUAAUAUGCUGGCUUGAGUCUACAUCGUCGUGUCAUUUUAAAAUAUAGUAUCGUAAAAUUUGAGUCUAUAACGUUUUAAAGGUAACAAUGUGGACAAAACCCAACAAAUCGUCCCGUUAUCCAUCCGUUCAUGUCUAAAGUUACAAAUUUUUUCGAAUUAAAUGAAUCGAAAUUAUUAUAAAAGCUAAAUUUUUAUUAAGAAAAAUAAAAAUCAUUGUCGGUACCAUGAACAAUUCUUGUCUUCGGAAAAAGACAGGAUUGUGAGCUGUAGUUGUUUUGUACAUUUUUUGUUCUUCAUUUGCAUUGAAUUCAAGAAAUUGACUUCCAAACUACUAAA
Molecule: messenger RNA, 1027 nt
Organism: Cucurbita pepo subsp. pepo (vegetable marrow)
Lineage: Eukaryota; Viridiplantae; Streptophyta; Magnoliopsida; Cucurbitales; Cucurbitaceae
Product: putative invertase inhibitor
Molecular function (GO): enzyme inhibitor activity
Source: RefSeq, a predicted model, not a curated record